AUGACCGUCAGCGCCCCCCCGACAACCAGAAGCCCCGACCUGGGCAGCAGCUCCCCCCAGGCGCCCCCCUCGCGCGAGCGAGUCAAGCACCUGGCUGGGAAGCUGUUCGAUGAUCCGGCCCAGGCCGGGUCGCCGACCGGCGGUGGGUCCCCCGGCAGUGCCAAUGUCGCCGGCACGCACUCGCCGUCGGCCCUGCAUGCGCGCGAGCGCGAGGCCGUCUCCUCGACCGCCCGCAGUGCCAUGAAGUUCUGGCAGACGGCCGGCACGUCGGCCGACAAUUCCCCCCUGCCGCCGGUGACCCCGGGUGGGGGGGAUUCCGUGCCGCCCUCCCCCUCCUCCGGGCGCCUGGCCGCCCUGACCGCGGCCUUCGAGAAUCCCUCGCCCUCCUCCUCUCCCUCUGCGCGCCGUGCCCCGGCCGCCGGGUCCCUGGUGUCGGUGGCCACUCUGUCGGCCUCCUUCUCGCCGGUGUCCCUGCCGCUGGAUGGCGCUGCCGGGGCCGGAGCCCGGGCCACCACGCCGACCACGCCCUCCGGCGGGUCGACAUCGGGCGCCAUGCCGAUGGAACGGUCUUCCUCGCAGCGGGCCUCCCGCCGGAACCUUCCCUCCAGCAUUGUCACCUCAUCGUCGGAUGUGGAUGCUGCUGCUGCUGCUGCCGGGGUCAGCGGGGUGCCGCACACUCCCCGCUCGGCGCAGGCCAGUCACCCUCCGACGCCCUUCUCGGCCUCGGCCGCCACUGCCACCGACAGUGGUUCUUCCCGUCGCCCUGUGACGCCGGUGGCGGUGGCAGAGGCCCCGCACGAAUCCUUCGCCGCUGCCACCACCCGCCGGCGGACCUCCUCGUCGGCCUCCUAUUCCUCCAUCUCCUCCUCCUCCUCCAUCUCCUCCUCCUCCUCUUCCUCCUCCUCCUCCUCCUCCUCUGCGGCCCGUGGCCCCUCCAACUCUUCGCUCACCUCCUCCUCCCAUGGGUCCUCCUCCACCAACUCGGCGACUUCCGACCGCGCGCGUGCUCGCCGCGAACGCUCUCGCCGCCCGCCCCUGCUGGUCAAUGGCGUCCCGGCCUCCGGCCGCGAAAACCCCGAUGGCUCCCUGUCGCACGAAGCCGCCGCCAUGUGCCUUGGCAUUUCCAACCUGCCCAACCAGCGCCACAGGCGCGUGGCCAAGAAGGGCGCCCACCUGACCAUGGUGCUCGUCGGCCCCUCCGGUGUUGGCAAGUCCACCUUCAUCAACACCCUCUUCUCCACGCACCUGAUGACCCGUGACCACUCGCAGCGCCACAAGAAGGCCACCCUGCCGGCGGUGGCCGAGGGCGACGAGGCGGCCCCCGAGGCCGAGGCCGCCACCAACAUGCUGACCAUCAUCGAUGCGGACUUCAUCGAGCGCAACUUCGACCUGCGCCUGACCCUGAUCGACACCCCGGGGUUUGCGGAUCAGAUCGACAACACCUCCAGCUGGGACCCGAUCGUCCGGCAUCUGGAGAGCCAGCUCGAGGGCUACCUGCAUGAUGAGCUGCUGGCCGACCGGAGCGGGCUGACCGACAACCGUGUGCACCUGUGCCUGUACUUCAUUGAGCCACACUCGCAUCACCGUGAGAACAACAUCGCCCGCGAGGACACCGCCUCCGAGGCCAGCGACAGCGAGGAGUCCCUCGCCGCGGCGGCCCAGGCGGCCGGCGGCCUGGCAUCCACCGAGACCGGUGGCCUUUCUCUGCUGGACAUUGUGUCCAUGCGCAAGAUCGGCCAGCUGACCAACCUGGUGCCGGUUAUCGCCAAGGCCGACACCCUGACCCCGAGCGAGCUGGCCUCGCUGAAGGACCGCAUCCGCCAGCAGAUCGCCGCGUACGACAUCCCGGUGUACCGUCCCCCGCCGUCGGAUGACGAGGAGGCUUCGGACUCGGCCGAGACCGAUCCGAUCCCCUUCGCGGUCAUCUGCUCGGAGGAGUUUGUCGAUCUGCCGGACGGCCGGUCCGUUCGUGGCCGGAAGUAUGCCUGGGGUGUGGCUGAGGUUGACAACCCCGAGCAUUGCGAUUUCGAUCGCCUGCGUUCGCUGCUGCUGCGCACCCACCUCUUUGACAUCAUCCACCGCACGGAGGUCAUCCACUACGAGCGCUUCCGCAACCAGGCCCUGCUGAAGCUGAAUGUCCAGCCGGGGAAGACCCUGGAGGAGUCGCUCGAGGCGUACAACAGCGACAUCAAUGACCGCGAGCAUCAGAUCAGCCUCGAGUUCAGCACUCGCUCGGACAGCGUCCGCUCGGAUUUCGAGAUCAAGAAGAACAGCAUCAUCGAGGAGAUCAAGCGCCUGACCGCGGCCGAGUCCAUGCAGCAUGCCACCAUCGCCGACCUCGAGUCCCAGAUGGGCCAGCUGGUGGAGAAGUACAACGCCAUCGCCCUGAAGAAGAAGUAAGCGGCGUGCGGCUGUGCGCGUGUGCGCUCGCAAGCGGUGAAAGAGAUGGCAGAACCGGGGGGCGGGCAUGAGAAAGAGCGAAGGCACCGCCGUCGUGUCAUAUCAUCUCCCAGGCGCCCACCAGGGCGAGGGGGAAGGCCAGAGAGCCAGAGAGAG
Fonticula alba is the source of this 2556-nucleotide messenger RNA. RefSeq lists its product as hypothetical. The record is from RefSeq and is a predicted model, not a curated record. The transcript has 3 exons. Lineage: Eukaryota; Rotosphaerida; Fonticulaceae. Gene Ontology annotation, biological process: cytoskeleton-dependent cytokinesis. Bases 1 to 2400 code for a protein of 799 amino acids. Gene Ontology annotation, molecular function: molecular adaptor activity; GTP binding; GTPase activity. Gene Ontology annotation, cellular component: microtubule cytoskeleton; cytosol; cell division site.